Molecule: messenger RNA, 5051 nt
Organism: Haplochromis burtoni (Burton's mouthbrooder)
Lineage: Eukaryota; Metazoa; Chordata; Actinopteri; Cichliformes; Cichlidae
Gene: adgrl3.1
Product: adhesion G protein-coupled receptor L3.1
Biological process (GO): adenylate cyclase-activating G protein-coupled receptor signaling pathway; synapse assembly; brain development
Cellular component (GO): glutamatergic synapse; cell-cell junction; axon
Molecular function (GO): RNA binding; G protein-coupled receptor activity; carbohydrate binding
Source: RefSeq, a predicted model, not a curated record
CUCCCUGCAUCCCCAAGGCAAGAAUCAUCACCCUCUCCCCAGCCCUCCAUCCACCCUGCUCCCCGCCCGCCUGCAACGCAACGCUCCUCGCGCCGGGCUGCGCUCUGAUCAGCCGAGCAUUCACCGCGCCUCCAAAUUGGUUUGUCAUUUCUGACCCCUCUCUCUCUCUGCGCCGACCACGGUCCUCUGCUCCACUGCGCUCUGCGCCCGUGGACUUCAGCAGAAGUCACUAAGAACAUAAAGGCAGCCGAGAAAGAUAAAAAGAGAGAGGGAGGGAGGGAGGAAGGGAUACAGACAGACGGAUAGAGAGAGGGAGAGACAGAGAUACGCCUCUGUCCUCCUCCGGCGCUCCGCUGGACUCAGUGCGUUUGGACGGACUGACGGACGUGAUACCUCCUACUGUGCGAGCUCUGAUCGGGAUACUAAGCACGCAGCUAUUGGUUUGUUACACCCUCGGCUUCUUUAUUUCGAUACCCUCUUUCAGGAACACUUGCCAAUGUCGUUCUGCAGCCGCGAGAAUUAACUAGAGCCGGAGUCGAGGCACAAACCAACCACUGAAAUUUAUCGACUAGGAAGAUACGUUUGUACACAAGAAUUGCGUUCUGGUGACUGUAUAGAGCAAAGAAGGAGAAGAAGGAGAAAGGUUAUUCCCGACUCUUCUCUGCGCUGGAUGUGUAAGCUAUACAUGCGCCUAUACUGCUGCGACUGGCGAUAAGAACUGGAACAUCCGGCUGGCACUGAGAUGUGAUUCUCACCAGUUUCAUUUCACUUUGACAAAGCAAAGUACACCAGUAACAGGUCUGUAUGGUGACAGGAAGACUGAGCUGUGACAUAUAAACAGCUCGCCACAAGACCGUCUGGGCUCAGCAGGAAGUACCUCCAUAUCUACUUCCAGGUCAUCCUCAGACGUCAUGUGGACCAGAUGCCUGCUCUUGAUCUCAACCUUCUUUUCCCCCAUAGCCAUUGUUUAUGGCCGUGCCCCCAUCCCCAUGGCAGUAGUCCGCAGGGAGCUGUCCUGUGAGUCCUACCCCAUUGAGUUACGCUGCCCAGGCACAGAUGUCAUCAUGAUUGAAAGUGCCAACUACGGCCGCACUGAUGACAAGAUCUGCGACUCGGACCCCGUCCAGAUGGAAAACACGCGGUGCUACCUGCCUGAUGCAUACAAGAUCAUGUCACUCAGAUGCAACAACCGUACGCAGUGUGCUGUGGUGGCCGGCCCCGACGUCUUUCCCGAUCCCUGCCCCGGCACAUACAAAUACCUCGAAGUCCAGUAUGAGUGUGUUCCUUACAAAGUAGAACAAAAAGUGUUUCUGUGCCCCGGCAUUCUUCGGGGAGUUUACCAAAGCGAACAUCUCUUUGAAUCGGACCAUCAGUCUGGUGCUUGGUGCAAAGACCCGCUGCAGGCCUCUGACAAGAUCUACUACAUGCCCUGGACACCAUACCGCACGGACACGCUGACUGAGUAUUCAUCGAAGGAGGACUUCAUCGCAGGCCGUCCCACCACCACAUACAAACUGCCGCAUCGCGUGGACGGUACUGGCUUUGUCGUCUAUGACGGUGCGCUGUUCUUCAACAAGGAGCGGACCCGCAACAUCGUAAAGUUUGACUUGCGCACGCGCAUCAAGAGCGGUGAGGCGAUUAUUGCCAACGCCAACUACCACGACACGUCGCCCUACCGCUGGGGGGGCAAGUCGGACAUUGACCUGGCGGUGGAUGAGAACGGUCUGUGGGUGAUCUACGCAACGGAGCAGAACAAUGGGCGCAUCGUGGUGAGCCAGCUCAAUCCCUACACCCUGCGCAUCGAAGGCUCCUGGGACACGAGCUACGACAAGCGCUCUGCCUCCAAUGCGUUCAUGAUCUGCGGAGUCCUUUAUGUUGUCAAAACCGUCUAUGAAGAUGAUGACAACGAAGGCACGGGGAACAAGAUUGACUACAUGUACAACACUGAUAAGGGGAAAGAAAUGACGGUUAACAUACCCUUCCCUAAUUCCUACCAGUACAUAGCUGCAGUGGAUUACAACCCUAGAGACAACCUGCUGUAUGUGUGGAAUAACUACCACGUGGUCAAGUACUCGCUCGACUUCGGCAACAAUGAUUUUCGCCCGCCUCCCAUAAUCCCCCCAAACCGAGGAGGGGGACCAAUUGGUGGGGGAGGUUCCUCUUCAUCUACCAGCCGUGCUGCCACCACCACACGGUCUCCCCCCUCCUACACCACUCCAAGGCCUCUACUGACUACAUCCCCUGGUCAGCGGUAUCGAACAACCACCACUGUCCGCCAGCCCAUUCUGGUUCCUCCUGGAGGUUCAUCGUCUGACAGCAAUCAGAUUCCUGACACCAAUCAGAAAGUUGGGGGUCGAUCCCCUCCAGUGCAAGUCCCUCCAGCACCCCCACAGCCCCCAAUCCUCCCUCCUCAAGACUUCUGUAAUCCAGUAGUGACAGCCGACAUAUCGUGGCCUCGCACACAGCAGGGCCAGACGGCCAAACAGCCGUGCCCUGUAGGGACACUGGGCGUGGCUACAUACAUGUGCGUAGCUCAUUUGGGCCACUGGGAUACCCAAGGCCCUGACCUCAGCAAUUGCACGUCACCUUGGGUCAACCACAUCAUGCAGAAACUUCGGUCGGGCGAGACGGCAGCAAUUGUAGCCAGGGAACUGGCAGAGCAGACCAAAGGACUUCUGCAUCCUGGCGAUGUGCCAUCUACAGUGCGGGCCAUGGUCCAACUAGUCGAACUGCUGGACGUCCAACUCAGAAAUCUCACCCCUGGGGGCAAGGACAGUGCUGCCCGCAGCCUCACCAAGCUUCAGAAGAGAGAAAGGUCCUGCAGGUUUUUCGCACAGGCCAUGGUGGAGACCGUGAAUAAUUUGUUGCAUCCACGAGCUGAGAAAGCGUGGCGAGAACUGCCCACCAGUGAGCAGCUUCAUUCGGCUACCCUGCUCCUCGACACCGUGGAGACCGGGGCUUUUAUGUUGGCUGACAACCUCCUGAAGACUGACACUGUGCAGGAGACUAAUGACUACAUCCUGCUGGAAGUAGCCAGGCUGAGCACGGAUGGGAACCUCGCAGACCUGACAUUCCCUCAGUCGGAACAACACGGAAACUCCAUCCAGCUGUCAGCCAGCACUCUGAAACAGCAUGGCAGAAAUGGUGAGAUCAGGAUGGUGUUUGUCAUGUACAAGAACUUGGGCUCCUACCUCUCCACGGAGAACGCCAGCGUCAGACUGAGCAGCGAUGCCAUCUAUCCUAAUUACUCUGUUAUCGUCAACUCCCCGGUCAUCACCGCAUCCAUUAACAAGGAGAGCAAUAAGGUUUACCUGUCAGAGCCUGUGGUCUUCACUGUCAAACAUCUACAGCAUUCAGAAAAGAAUUUCAAUCCCAACUGUUCAUUCUGGAGCUACUCCAAGCGCACCAUGACGGGAUUCUGGUCUACGCAGGACUGUCGUCUGCUGGCCACCAAUCGUACACACACCAGCUGCUCCUGCACCCACCUUACCAGCUUUGCAGUGCUCAUGGCCCACGUGGAGGUCAAGAAAACAGACAGCAUGCACGACGUGCUCCUGGAUGUCAUCACGUGGGUGGGCAUCCUGUUGUCACUGGUUUGCCUGCUUAUCUGCAUCUUCACCUUCUGCUUCUUCAGAGGGCUUCAGAGCGAUCGCAACACCAUUCACAAGAACCUCUGCAUCAGCCUCUUCAUCGCUGAGUCUCUGUUUCUGUAUGGGAUCAACAAGGCCGACCAGCCGAUUGUCUGCGCAGUCUUUGCGGCCCUGCUCCAUUUCUUCUUCUUGGCAGCGUUCACCUGGAUGUUCCUGGAAGGGGUACAGCUCUACAUCAUGCUGGUAGAGGUGUUUGAGAGCGAACACUCCAGGACUAAGUACUUCUACCUGGCAGGAUAUGGAGUACCUGCUGUCAUAGUGGCCGUCUCCGCUGCUGUGGACUAUAGGAGCUACGGCACCGACCGAGUGUGCUGGCUGCGAUUGGAUACUUACUUUAUCUGGAGCUUCAUAGGCCCUGCUACACUCAUCAUUAUGCUGAAUGUAAUCUUCCUCGGCAUCGCUCUUUAUAAGAUGUUCCAUCAUACGGCCAUUCUCAAACCAGACUCUGGGUGUCUGGACAACAUCAAGUCCUGGGUGAUCGGGGCCAUAGCUCUGCUGUGUCUGCUCGGUCUGACCUGGGCGUUCGGGCUAAUGUACAUCAACGAGAGCACCGUGAUCAUGGCCUACCUUUUCACCAUCUUCAACUCUCUGCAGGGCAUGUUUAUCUUCAUCUUCCACUGCAUACUGCAGAAAAAGGUGCGUAAAGAGUACGGCAAAUGUCUGCGCACCCACUGCUGCAGCGGCAAGAGCGUGGAGACUUCUAUAUCCUCCUCCAGUAAAACCACCACCUCGCGGACCCCGGGCCGCUACUCCACAGGCUCACAGGUGAGCUUACCUGCCUGCACACCUGGACGCUACAGCACAGCAGAUUCUCAGAGUCGUAUCAGGCGGAUGUGGAAUGACACUGUGAGGAAACAGGAGUCCUCCUUCAUCACUGGAGACAUCAACAGCUCUGCUACGCUCAACAGAGGAGCCAUGGCUAAUCAUCUUAUAACUAAUGCUCUCCUUCGUCCCCAUGGUACUAACAAUCCUUAUAACACGCUCCUGGGGGACUCGGCAGUCUAUAACAACCCAGCUGUGGGCAUGUACAACACCCAAGCACCAUACCGAGACACAAAGGGCAUCCUGAACAACGCAAGAGACUCCAGUGUUAUGGAUACACUCCCUCUUAAUGGUAACCAUGCCAACAACUACAGCAUGGCGAGCAGUGAGUACUUGAGCGACUGUGUCCAGAUCCUCGACCGUAGCGCCGGCUACGGCACCCACGGCAACCACAAGGAGACAACUCUAGAGAAGAAGAUCCUCAAGGAGCUGACGUCCAACUAUAUCCCAUCUUACCUCAACAAUCAUGAGAGAGCAACCACGGAGCGCAAUCACAACCUCAUGAACAAACUGGUGAACAGCAGCAUGGCCAAUGGAGGGAGCCUGGCAGGGGGCAGCAGCAGCAGCAGCAGCAGUGGA